This is a messenger RNA of Aplysia californica (California sea hare), 4351 nucleotides long. RefSeq names its product MOB-like protein phocein. NCBI's taxonomy places the organism in Eukaryota, Metazoa, Mollusca, Gastropoda, Aplysiida, Aplysiidae. Gene Ontology annotation, cellular component: cytoplasm. The coding region runs from base 314 to 988 and encodes 224 amino acids. The transcript has 8 exons. The record is from RefSeq and is a predicted model, not a curated record.
ACUAUCUUUGGUAAAGCUAGUCAAUACCAGAGUCUCAUCAUCUUGAUCGAUACCUGCCAAGACCUAGACUAGUAGUUGUGCCGAAACUUCCGGUACCUGGCUGCAGUCGGAUAGCCUUAGAGUCCAGAGGCCUAGCCUUUGCAAAGGAGAGCUUAGGCCUAUAUCAUCAUUUGCUCGUUCCUUAUUUUUUUUUUCCUCACAUAUUGGUCCAUUUUUUUGGGUCAAGAUUCAAGUAAAGACACCACAAUCGUAACGAGAGAGACCCCGUUGGCCGUUGUUCUUCUUUCUAGUGGGUUCACAAUCUCAUGUCAAGAUGAAAAUGGCGAAUGAAGCGAAUCCCAUCAUUCGCAGGAACAGACCAGGGACGAAAACGAAGGAUUGGUGCAACUGGGAAGAUGAGUCCUUUGAUGAGAUGGAUAGUACACUAGCUGUUCAGCAAUUCAUUCAACAAGCAAUCAGGAAAGAUUUCACGAACGUCGAACAAAUUUUGAAUCCUCCGGAGGGCCAGGACGAAGGAGUUUGGAAAUAUGAACAUUUGAGGCAGUUUUGUUUAGAACUGAAUGGUAUUGCUGUCAAGCUGCAGGCUGAAUGUAACCCUGAAACUUGUACACAGAUGACAGCUACAGAACAGUGGAUAUUUCUUUGUGCUGCACAUAAGACCCCGAAAGAAUGUCCUGCUAUUGACUACACAAGGCACACACUGGAUGGAGCAGCCUGUCUAUUAAACAGCAACAAGUAUUUUCCUAGCAGAGUAAGCAUAAAAGAUUCUUCAGUAGCAAAGUUGGGAUCAGUUUGUCGAAGGGUGUACAGAAUAUUCUCCCAUGCUUAUUUCCACCACAGAACGCUUUUUGAUGAAUAUGAGAAUGAGACGUACCUGUGUCGAAGAUUUACAAAAUUUGUAAUCAAGUACAAUCUCAUGUCCAAGGAUAAUCUCAUUGUACCCAUCUUGGAGGAUCAACAAACUAUAGAGGGAGAGAGUGAAGCGUAGUUCAUCUUAUGUAUAGUCGGUCUAUCCAUUAGUCUAUAUAACAGUAUGCUCCAACUUAUGAAUGUCUAUUCUAUGCUCUAAUAAAAAUACUUUAUGGAUUUGUGGGGAAAGAAAGAGUGUUUUUAUCCAUCUGCUUCACCGUUUCUUACUCUUUCAUAUCACAAAAUUCACACAUGUACUCCUUAUACUGUUGCCCAUUGAAGUUAACAAAUCAGUGGUUUGAUGGUCUCAUUAAAAGCCAAUAAAAUCUGCCUGUAGCAGUGGUGUAUUUUGUGUAUAAAGGUGUAUAAUACAGAUGAAUGAAUGCUGUAACGAGUUAUUCAAACUAGUCUUCUCAUGAAUACUGAUGGGCAGGUUGUUGACAUUGCCAAAAGGGAUAUACAAAGACACCUUUUCUGGCUGAAAAUUUGUUUGCAUAUCUCAUUUGUUAUGGGUUUAUUUCUCUGACAUGAAGAAUGUUGGUAUUAAAAAAUAGUGGCUUUGGUAAAAUAUUUUGAGAGACAUUCUCGUGGGCCAACUUACUUUUUGUUCUUUUUUGAUAAGGCAGUGUGAAUAACUAUCUAGAUUUAAGCCCUAAUCCCCAGUACACUUAAAAUUGUUCUAGGCUUCUGAAUUUGUCUGCUAUGCAUUGGAGUAAAAAAGGAACUAAUUAACCCCACUUUCGUGAUUCAGAUGACCAAGGGUUUGUUAUGAUGAAGCUUGCAGGCCAGUGUCUUGAUUGACUAAUUUCUUUCCUUUUGGACAUUUUGUGUGAAGAAAUCCCUUAAAAAAAAAAAAUGAAGCUUAAGGCUGUGAAGUCUAUCACAGAUUUGCGAUAUUGAAUUGGGGCCACUUAGAAUCAGGAUUCUUGCAAUAUCAUGUUAUUUUUGUGUGGAACUUUUCUAUUUUAAAAAUCCAUUAUUCUUGAAAAUGUACUCUUCAGUCAAUUUGCAGGGUUGAGGGGGGUAUUAUUCACCAGCUCAACUGGUAUUUGCAGUAACAUUUCAGUAAAGUAACAUUUUCUCAAACUGACACUAGUGACAGUAGAAUUUUAAUUUUUAAAGAUAAAUUUGACAAGAACCACAAAAUUCAAUAGCUUUGUACUAAGUAGUAUUUUACAAUAGGAUAGACACAAAGCAUUUCCAGUACGGGUAGCUCAAUACUUUAUAUCCCCAUGGCAACCUAUGGUUACACCACCCCAUUCAACAAGUGACAUCUUUUUUUUCUUGUCCAAUAACUAUAUACAGUGAUGUCUGCUUAAAUUGAAAUCUGCAGGGCCGCCAGAUUUUCUUUGGUUUAGCCAUGUUUUCGGUUUAGAGAGAUUGCUCAAACUGCAGAGAAAAUAGCCGGGAUUCUAUUUUUCUUUUGGUUUACUGCUGUUUUUGGAUUAACUUUUCUGUUUAACCUGACUCCACUGCAACUUGACAUCCUUUAUCAGACUUCUUCAUCGGGGAAUUCUGGGUUAGUGUCAAUCUUUAAUCUUUCCAAGAGGAUGAAUUAGUGCAUUGAUGUACUACAUUUUUGCAUUUCUCACUUUAAAACUGGUCAGUACUAAAAGGACUUGGUCUUGAUUUUUUCAUCAAGAUAAGUGAUUGAAAAUGUUGACCAUUUCAUAUUUGAGAAUUUGUAUGCCUGCAGACACAAUGAACAGCAUAGGUAUGUUCCUGUCGGUGUAUGUGCUUGGCAUGCCAUUAGUCAGUACAAAUCUUUUUGUUUCUAAAAGUGAUGAGGUUAAUUUCUUCUAGCUUGCUUAUCCUUUAUUUGUUGGGCAGUAGCUUUUGCCUUAAAAUCUUAUUCUUAUGAAUUUAGAAAUGAUAUAGUUCGGAUGCUACAGUCUAUGAAAUUUCUGAAUGUAGUGAAUGUUAAUUUUUGGCCUUAUUCCUACCAUGGCAACAUGCUUGCAAACAAUAUCAAAGAAUAGUGACAAACUCUAAAAGCAUGUCUCUCAGGGUGUGUGUGUGUGGAGGAGGAGGGUGCAAAUGCUAGUUUUUGUUAUGUAUGUAUGUAUGUAUGUAUGUAUGUAUGUAUGUAUGUAUGUAUGUAUGUAUGAGUGGUCCAGUGAUUUCAUAAUGAUGCGUUAGUGACAAAGUGACAACAAAAACAGUGAGAAUCUCAAGUUUACUAGGUGUUUGUUAUAAUAUAAUCCCUUUUCUCCCUUUGCAAAAGAAAUGCCUCUAUUACCAUAUCACAUGCAUUUGGGAGAGCAACUGAAAUAGCAUAGAAGAUGAAGAUUUUUUUACACUGCUACUUAUAGUUGAGCGGUAUAAUAUUGCCCAAAUGUUUUAAUAUUACCAUUACAGUACUUAAGCAAUGAGGUUGCAAAGAGGCCCAUAUUUUUGUGUAGCUUGUUUGGUGCCAAGCUGGUACAGUAUUUAAAUAAAAAAAAAGCAGUGCUACUCACUGUGCACAACAAGGAACUGAUGGAGGCAGCCAACUGCUUUGUAAUAAAUUAUGGUUUGACAUGCUUUCAUUGUGAAGGCAGUGUUAUGCAUGGGUUUAUUGUGUGGGCCAUUAAGCUGGUAGAUUGUGGCGAUAUGCUAGAAAUAGAUAUAAUAAAGCCAGUAUCUUAGGUCAGGACAAUUGUCAAAGGAUACACUAAGAAUGUAAUAGUAGGUCUUAUUAAGUUUUUGCUCAACCUCGAGGCUUUCUAGUGCAUUUUCUGAUUUGAAAAAAGAUGGGACAUAUGCUCGUCGUUGAUGUGGUUUGUACGGAUGAGUAAUGAGUUAGUGUUAGUUUCAUCAGUUGCAUAAUGUAUAUGAUCCUGUCUGUUCAAAAGGUUCACAAAAAAGUGAAACUUGACAAAUGCAGCAUUGGUGAGCUCAGUUCCUCUUCAGCGAGGCUAGUUACUUUCUAGAAGGAUACAAUAACGCAGUAAUUAAUGUCUUAUGUAAAUAUGCUUUAUUCUGCAUUGAUGUUUGAUAUAAUGUCAGUAUUCAUGAAUGCAGCAGUUGUACGACUUUGAGAAAAGGGUUGAUAAUGCAACCCAGUCUUCACUUUAAAUUUAAUGAUGAGGAAAUUAUUUCCAAGGGUCACAUCGUACAGGACGAGGACGGCUGCAUUGGGGUUAUGGUAAUUGUAGUCGCUUCUUAGAACAAUGAUGAAAGAGAAAGUCAUGUAUAGAACACAGGCUCGUUUUGAUAUUAUUUUCUUUUGUAAUGGUGGUAAGCAAGUUGGUAAAAAUGGUAUUAUGUCUUCUGCGAGAUGAUUCAUUGCUUGGGUGCGUAUUCACGGAACAUAAAUGAAGUGUUCUAUCCUUUUUGUUUAUGUUGAUGUUGCAUGCUGUGUUUUAAAAAAAAAUUCGAUUUACUGUAGGUCGUUAUGAUCAGUUUUGCAAACAUGUGUUCUUAUUUAUGAUUGUAAAUAAAGUGAAAUAUUUGUACUUUA